Arabidopsis thaliana (thale cress) is the source of this 1056-nucleotide messenger RNA. RefSeq names its product F-box associated ubiquitination effector family protein. Bases 1 to 660 code for a protein of 219 amino acids. Lineage: Eukaryota; Viridiplantae; Streptophyta; Magnoliopsida; Brassicales; Brassicaceae. The record is from RefSeq and is marked reviewed. The transcript has a single exon.
AUGCAAAUAGGUCAAGCCUUAGCCGCAGCAAAGGAAGGUGAGUCUCAGAUGAUCGUGAUGAUGGGUAACAAUCUUUCUUUAACAAGCAUUAUUCUCAAUGGAGAUCCAUCUAUAGAGCAUAAAGGAAAACUUACUUGCCUUGACGAACAAGUCAAGAUAUCUCAGUUCUAUCACUGCGAGGGCUUACUGCUAUGCAUUUUAAAAGAUGAUUCUAGGUUUGUGGUUUGUAAUCCGUAUUUGGAGCAAACAAGGUGGAUCGAACCAAGAUAUUCCCAUCGUCCAUACGGAAUGGAUAGGUUCUCUUACGCUCUUGGAUACGUGAAUACGGAUUCUUGUCGUAGCUACAAGUUGUUGAGGUUUAUAGAUUAUUACUACAAUGCACCCGAGAAGCAAUUCUUUUGGUAUGAAGUCUACGAUUUUGACUCUGAUUUAUGGACUACUCUUGAUGUCACUCCACAUUGGCGUAUAGCGUUUUGUAACACUGGCGUUCCUUUUAAGGGAAACACUUACUGGUGUGCUGCAGAAAGGAACGUAGAUGUAGAUGAAGUCUUAGCUAAUCGCUUAAUCUGUUUUGAUUUUACAAGUGAGAGAUUUGGUCCUCUUCUGCCUCUGCCGUUUAGUGGUGGGCAUCAUGACUAUACGACUUUGUCUUGUGUUUGAGAAGAGAAGCUUGCGGUUUUACUUCAGCACGAUGAAUCAAAUCCAUAUGAGCUUGACUUGUGGAUUACAACUAAGAUUGAGACAGAAGAGGUGUUGUGGAGCAAGUUCUUGAGAGUGGAAACAGCUGGUUUUAAUAGUUAUGUUCCUUUUAUAAGUGGAAGUUUCUUCAUUGACGAGGAGAAGAAAGUCGCCUUUGGUUUUGAUGAACGUAACCGCCAGAGAGUUAUUGUCAUUGGAGAGGCUGGAUACUUGAGGGGAUUGGAUCUCGUUGGGGAUUUUGGAGACCAAAGCUGUAAGCCAGAUCUAUGCUCUUAUGUUCCAAGUUUAGUGCAAAUCAAGCAACCUGAAGGAGGGGAAAGGGAAGAAGAAAGCGAAUAUGGAGAAGCUUCGAUAUGA